Molecule: messenger RNA, 993 nt
Organism: Suillus fuscotomentosus
Lineage: Eukaryota; Fungi; Basidiomycota; Agaricomycetes; Boletales; Suillaceae
Product: Isoprenylcysteine carboxyl methyltransferase family-domain-containing protein
Exons: 2
Coding region: 233-958 (241 amino acids)
Biological process (GO): C-terminal protein methylation
Cellular component (GO): membrane
Molecular function (GO): protein C-terminal S-isoprenylcysteine carboxyl O-methyltransferase activity
Source: RefSeq, a predicted model, not a curated record
CUUUUUACAUACCUACGUCUAUUAAUGGUUUCGGCUAGUGCUUAUCUUGAAGAACACGAGCAACCUUUGACAUACACAUCGAUUUUUCGGACCGCUGAUACAAAAUUGAUGACUGCCCCGACAAAGCCGUAUCCAUGACACAAAUCUAUUGACCUGGGAGCACGUGCGUCCUCAAUGUUCAGCUGGGUAUUUAACACGUCGCAGACUCCAAAGACAGACCAGUGGAAGCACCAUGAGUCUUUUAAAAAUCCCCUUCCUCGUAGCCUCAGCCAUUGGCGUCCAAAUUUCAUUCACUACUUCUUCUCCGCCACCGUCAUCUGAAGAGAAGCUGAAGCCCACCAGGUUGGAAGCCUCCUUUAGCUCCGGUAUGACGACUUUCAUACUGGAGAUUCUCAAGGUUAGCGCAUAUACAACACUGUCUGCCGAGGCGGUCAACAUCAUUGCCAUAUAUAUAGAUCCCUCGAAAAUUCCGGAGGGGAUCUAUGGCGCCCGUGAAGCUGUGCAGCUUCUACGCUCUCUUCAUUCCACGCCAAUCACUCCCACUUUUCUUGCGUGCAAUCUUGCCAUCGUGAUCGGGGGCAUGUUGAGGUUUUACUGUAUGUCGACGUUGGGAAAGUUUUGGAGCUUCCAACUCAGCAUCAGAAAAGAGCACAAACUUGUGACGAAUGGGCCGUACUCUGUCGUCCGCCACCCAAGUUACACCGGUUGCCUUCUCCAGUCUAUUGGUAUCAUCGUUAUGUACGGAAGCCCAGGGUCAUGGAUGUGGCAGUCUGGGAUUCUACAAGUGCCUUUCAUGACGGCGCUAGCGGUCGUUGGCUGCCUCAUAUAUACAUUCGCUGUCUGGAUUUGCAUCAACCGACCUGCCAUAGAGGACAAGAUAAUGCAAGGUGCUAUGGGAGAGGAAUGGGAGAACUGGGCGGAGAAGGUGAGAUAUCGAUUGCUUCCUGGGGUCUAUUAGUUAUCUACAUACCGAAUGCUUUGUUUGCUUUCCGU